GUAACACGAAUCUAUUGUUUUCCACACUGCCGUCGAAGUAAAGAGGGAACAAUCUCAUCCCUCAGGACGCGGUCCACCGAUCUUCCGCAUCGAUUCAGCAAAUUCCGAGCAAAACCCAGUUCGGAAUUACUCCUUAUCCGCCGUAAAGUCGAGUUUUUGGCGGGAACCCAGAUCGGAGGAUCUCGGAAAAUGGCGAACCACGCGGCGGCGCUGAAGGUGGGACUGGCCUUGCUGGGGCUGGGCAUGGCGGGUUACAUACUUGGUCCGCCGCUCUACUGGCACCUGACGGAGGCUUUGGCCGCCGUCAGCCGCCGAUCUUCCGUCGUCUCCGUCUCCUCUUGCCCUCCCUGCGUCUGCGACUGCUCUUCCCAGCCUCUCACGAUCCCUCAAGGACUGAGCAAUGCUUCCUUUGCCGACUGUGCGAAGCGGGACCCUGAGGUGAACGAGGACACAGAGAAGAACGCUGCCGAGCUGCUAACUGAGGAACUGAAGCUUCGCGAGGCAGAAUCAAUGGAAAAGCAGCGGCGAGCGGACAUGGCUUUGCUGGAGGCCAAGAAGAUAAUGUCGUCAUACCAAAAGGAAGCUGAUAAGUGCAACUCCGGGAUGGAAACCUGCGAAGAAGCACGAGAAAAAGCAGGACAAGCCCUCGUGGAGCAGAAGAAGUUAACGGCGAUUUGGGAGAUGAGAGCUCUUAAAAGAGGAUGGAAAGAAGACACUAAAUCAAACGUCAAGACUAAGAGCAGUAGUGUCCAAGUUGCUUAGGAUGCUCUCUCAAAAGUUCUGAACACAAACAAGAAGAUGAUUCAAGGGUGUGAGGCCUUAGUUUCAGAUAAAAAGGUGUAAUUGUGAAUUUAUGAUUUACUGUAAUGCCUUCUUUAGUUGUCUCAUACGGUAUAGAAUGGACUGUUGUAACAAUACAACAAAUGUUUGCUAAAAACAUAUAAUUUCUAAACCAAA
Tarenaya hassleriana is the source of this 957-nucleotide messenger RNA. RefSeq lists its product as uncharacterized. The record is from RefSeq and is a predicted model, not a curated record. The transcript is spliced from 3 exons. Lineage: Eukaryota; Viridiplantae; Streptophyta; Magnoliopsida; Brassicales; Cleomaceae. Bases 190 to 762 code for a protein of 190 amino acids.